CUAAGCCACGCCCUGCCCCCGAGCUCCAGUCGCCGCCCCCGGAGCGCAGGGAUCCACUUCCGGUUCCGGGGCGCCAUGGCGAAGCACCUCCGGUUCUGGGGCCGCACGGUCAUGGUGCAGAGCGGCAACGUGGAGGGGGCCUACAGCGCCCUCAACAGGAUCCUGUCUCAGGACGGGCUGCUGGACACGGUGCGCCGGGGUCGCUACUACGAGAAGCCGUGCCGGCGGCGCCAGCGCCUGGCCUACGAAGCCUGCCGGCGAGUCUACAACAGCGAGAUGGGCAGGAAGAUCAACUUCCUGGCGCGCAGCAACCGCCGGGACCCCUGGCUGGGCUGCUAGGCGGAGACAAGGGGGAGACGAGGCCCCGAAUAAAGGCCCGAGCCCGUG
This is a messenger RNA of Pogoniulus pusillus (Red-fronted tinkerbird), 387 nucleotides long. It is a transcript of the gene MRPS21, whose product is annotated as mitochondrial ribosomal protein S21. The transcript is spliced from 3 exons. Gene Ontology annotation, biological process: translation. The record is from RefSeq and is a predicted model, not a curated record. Lineage: Eukaryota; Metazoa; Chordata; Aves; Piciformes; Lybiidae. Gene Ontology annotation, cellular component: ribosome. The coding region runs from base 76 to 339 and encodes 87 amino acids. Gene Ontology annotation, molecular function: structural constituent of ribosome.